AUGUCUGCCGAACAGUACACAGUCGGCUGGAUUUGCGCCAUCAAGCCCGAGUUCGUCGCCGCACAGGAAUUUCUAGACGAGGAACACGACGCCGAAGGAAUCAGCGCUGCUGUACAUGACAAUAACAGCUACGCCUUUGGUCGGAUUGGGCAGCAUAACGUGGUCAUCGCGGUGCUUCCAGAUGGUGAAUAUGGCACCAGUUCGGCAGCGACGGUUGCCAGGGAUAUGGUUCAUUCAUUCCCCAAUAUUCGGAUUGGCCUGAUGGUGGGCAUCGGCGGCGGCGCCCCGACCUCGAAGGACGAUGUACGCCUCGGUGAUAUUGUUGUCAGCGCCCCUCGCGGCGGCAACAGCGGUGUAUUUGAGUAUGACUUCGGCAAGACGAUUCAAGAGCAAGCCUUUCAGCACACGAGACAUCUGGACCAGCCUCCCAACGUUGUCCGAACUGCGGUCACCAAUCUGCAGGCGCAGUACGAACGCAAAGGCCACAAUAUUCAAGAGGCAGUCACAGAUAUCACGGGGAAGAACAAGAGACUCCGGAAGUAUAGACGGCCAGACCCCAGCACCGAUGUUCUCUAUCAGUCGAACUACCUUCACACUAGCGGUACUGGGGACUGCACGGCGGGUUGCGGUACAGAUUCGGAUAACAUCAUCCUCCGCGCGGAGAGAGACGAAGAUGAGGGCGAUGAUGACCCCGCUGUUCAUUACGGUCUUAUCGCGUCUGCGAAUCAGCUCAUGAAAGAUGCCACAGUCCGGGACCGUCUCGCAGCAGAGAAGGGCGUGCUUUGCUUCGAGAUGGAAGCCGCAGGCCUUAUGAACCACUUCCCGUGUUUGGUAGUCAGGGGUAUCUGCGACUACUCGGACACCCACAAGAACGAUAACUGGCAUGGAUACGCCGCAAUGACAGCGGCUGCCUAUGCCAAGGACCUUUUAGGAAAGAUCUUGCCGAGUAAGGUUGAAGCAGAGAAGAAGUUAGCCGACGCCGUUGAGUCAGGUUAG
Molecule: messenger RNA, 996 nt
Organism: Colletotrichum chrysophilum
Lineage: Eukaryota; Fungi; Ascomycota; Sordariomycetes; Glomerellales; Glomerellaceae
Exons: 1
Coding region: 1-996 (331 amino acids)
Biological process (GO): nucleoside metabolic process
Molecular function (GO): catalytic activity
Source: RefSeq, a predicted model, not a curated record